Messenger RNA from Seminavis robusta, 720 nucleotides. NCBI's taxonomy places the organism in Eukaryota, Bacillariophyta, Bacillariophyceae, Naviculales, Naviculaceae. The record is from the annotation of a GenBank genome assembly.
AUGAGUGAUCAGUAUCCGAAAGGCGCCAUCAUUAUUAUAGUGGACAAUGAGAAGCCAGAAGGGAAUGGACCCUUUUGGGUCUAUCCUGUGCCAGACAUGGAGUCAGUGGAAGAAGGGCAGGAGACAAAGGGGUUCUUAAUAAUGUGUUCUGUGGAUCAACGCUGUGAUGAGCGGGAUGGAACAGUGCAAUGGAUCAGUGCCAAGAUGGUGGGGCGCAAACAGAUCCAUUUCAGGGUUCCUUCAUUGCCAUUCUUCAUGAUGCCAUUAAGCGCGAUCCACCAGGAUGCUGUUUACAAAGCCCUUGACGAUCAACUCCCAGAAAGCAUCAUGAAAUCUAUCAAUCACAGUGUCGCAUUCCUCACUCCUUCUACUACGGGUGGCUCUGUGGAUCCCAUGGAAUCUGCUGUGGCUGAGGCUCGCAAGUGGACGACCUAUGUCUUGGACUUUUCAAGGGUGUCUUAUGUCGGGGAACUGAAAGCGUCUCUGGUGUCUAGAGAGGCUGGGACGGAUGAGGUGCUUUCUUUUGAUUAUAUUUUGUUGCCUUGCAAGUGGGAGGCGGAUGGCAUGGCCGAAGAAGCAAGCGAGUUGGAAGAAUUCUUGGGCUUUAGGGUGGGUGUUGAGCUUCCCCAGGCGCAAGCUUCGCGCAAGGUCGGGCGACCCCAACAGGCACAGAAGAGUAAAAUGCAGCUAUGGGAAAGGAAGCCGCACUGGCAAAGAUGA